Molecule: messenger RNA, 959 nt
Organism: Anolis carolinensis (green anole)
Lineage: Eukaryota; Metazoa; Chordata; Lepidosauria; Squamata; Anolidae
Gene: ssr2
Product: signal sequence receptor subunit 2
Exons: 6
Coding region: 120-671 (183 amino acids)
Cellular component (GO): endoplasmic reticulum; membrane
Source: RefSeq, a predicted model, not a curated record
CCAGUAGGCUCAGCGGCAGGAAGCGGAAGUGACGCAUUCCCGGAAAAAAGGGGCGGGCUUCUGGUGAGGCUCUUAGUGCUGACGUCCUUUUCCGUUCUGUUGGCAGCAAGAGGAAGAAGAUGAAGCUGCUUUUCCUUGCCCUUUGGGCCGUCUUUGCUGCCGUCCGCGCGGAGGAAGGUGCCCGGCUCCUGGCCUCCAAAUCUCUGCUCAACCGAUACGCCGUCGAAGGGCGGGAUCUGACCCUGCAGUACAAUAUCUACAAUGUUGGCUCAAGCGCUGCCUUAGAAGUGGAGCUGUCGGAUGACUCCUUCCCGCCGGAGGAUUUCGGCAUCGUCUCCGGGAUGCUCAACGUGAAGUGGGAUCGGAUCGCGCCGGCCAGCAACGUCUCCCACACGGUGGUCCUGCGGCCCCUGAAGGCCGGCUACUUCAACUUCACCUCGGCCACCAUCACUUACCUGGCCCAAGAAGGAGGACAGGUGGUGGUUGGCUUCACCAGCGCUCCAGGACAAGGAGGCAUCCUGGCACAGCGGGAAUUUGACCGGAGGUUUUCGCCCCACUUUCUGGACUGGGCAGCCUUUGGCGUCAUGACCCUCCCGUCCAUCGGGAUCCCUUUGCUGCUUUGGUAUUCCAGCAAAAGGAAGUACGACACCCCCAAAACCAAGAAGAACUGAUCGGUCCCCCAAGAAAUAUUCUCCGUUUCCCGCCGACCCUUCAAAGGUCCGCUUGACCAGCUGUCGUUGUCCAUAUCGAGCCAUUUUGACCGGCAAGGCUUCCAUCCCUGGCCAUCGAAACAUCACCAAUAACCAGAUGGAUUUUGGGGCGAAAAUUAAGCCCCCCACUUCAGAGCGCUAACACGGGAAUGGUUUGAAUUCUCUGUCCGAGAGAUCUUCCUUGACCCACGUUUGCUGUGGGUUGUUGAUUUUUUUAAAAAAUACAUAAAAGUAAACACAGAACCACAA